AUGGCAAAGAAAUCGUGUUUCUUCAGCCUUCGUGGCGCUAUGAGGGCAUUUCGACAACAGAAGGACGCAGUCCUCGUAUGGGUGAAUGUACUCAGCAUUGACCAACAAAACUCUGUAGAGAAGAUACAGAGAAUUCAGCUCACGACCAGAAUCUACAGCUCGGCCAAGUCUGUCGCCAUCUGGCUGGGACCCGAAGCAGAUGAGAGUGGCACUGCCACAAGGAACCUUCAUCUACCGCGAAGCCGGUCUCUUAACCUGAGCCAGCUGAUCUGA
Colletotrichum lupini is the source of this 273-nucleotide messenger RNA. RefSeq lists its product as uncharacterized. Bases 1 to 273 code for a protein of 90 amino acids. The transcript is spliced from 2 exons. NCBI's taxonomy places the organism in Eukaryota, Fungi, Ascomycota, Sordariomycetes, Glomerellales, Glomerellaceae. The record is from RefSeq and is a predicted model, not a curated record.